AUGCGGCCUUGCGCUACGCGCGCGGUUUUUAGCGGGAGCGCACCACCAUGCAAGCGCAUGACGGAGCGGCAGGACAUGGCAGAGGAACUGGGGCAGCUGCUGGCCUCGUUCAGAGAGCGCUUUGCAUAUGGUACGCGGGAUGAGUUGGCGGCGAUCUCGUCCAGCACGCAGCUGCAGGACUCAACCCCGCUGCUGGAGCUGGCGAAGCUGGCCAAACUGAUCAGAGCCCAGACGACCAAAGUAGGGAUCCUGUCGCAGCCAGCGCGGAGAGAGGGCAACGAAUCAACGUGUGGGAAGGAGCUGCGGGCGUUGGAGGAGUCUCUGUUUUACCUGCUGUCGCUGUUGCCGUCCUUCCAUAAGUCGGGCCACUACACGUCGUAUUUGAACAAGCAGCUGGACGAGGAGAUCCUGGCGCUGCUGCGGAGUCUGGAAAAGUUUUAUGAUGAGAUACGCGAGAAGGAAGAGAACCUAGUGAGCGUGGGAAAGAUCUGGGCGUCGUGUGAUGAGCUGCUCGCGCUUGCGGAACAGGGCAACCUGGGCCUGCUCAACGAGCGCCUUUCCGCAUCCGCCAAGCUCGUUCAGGAUACAAUUUUGGAGCUCCAUGACUGGCUCGCAGAGCCUACAUUAGAGGAGCAGGACCCCUUUGGCCUUGAGGAUUCUUUUGAAGAAACCUCCGAUGCCGAGAGCACUGCGACAAAUGCCGAGAACAAGGCUCCGUCCCCGCAGAUGAUUGAAUAUGUGCAGACGCUGGAACGCAGAGUCAAACUAGUGAAGCUGCUGCUCAAGUCCUUCCAAAAGAGUGUCAAGGUUGAAAAUCCGCACACUAAGGCAGCCGCUGAUUCGUUGGAAAAGGUAUAUAAGGUCCACCAUGCUGUUGUCGAACAAAUAGACGAACUCGUCUCUUCCGUCUUCAUGCUAGGUGCGGACUUCGACCCGCAGGAUGAGGACCUGUUAGAGGGCGUGAAGACCCUACAUUCGACUAUGGAGAGCAUGUGCAAGCUUGUCAAGAAGCUGAAUAACAAUGAUCCGAAGAAGAACGCUUGGGUGGAAAGUUGGGAAGCACAAUGGAAUAAACUCUGA
Molecule: messenger RNA, 1080 nt
Organism: Eremothecium gossypii ATCC 10895
Lineage: Eukaryota; Fungi; Ascomycota; Saccharomycetes; Saccharomycetales; Saccharomycetaceae
Exons: 1
Coding region: 1-1080 (359 amino acids)
Biological process (GO): regulation of cell cycle
Cellular component (GO): nucleus
Source: RefSeq, marked provisional